Molecule: messenger RNA, 1326 nt
Organism: Fusarium mangiferae
Lineage: Eukaryota; Fungi; Ascomycota; Sordariomycetes; Hypocreales; Nectriaceae
Exons: 3
Coding region: 1-1326 (441 amino acids)
Source: RefSeq, a predicted model, not a curated record
AUGAUCAACGACUAUGAACAGCGGGUCGAGGACAUCGCAUCGCGAUUGCCAACACUGCAAGCAAAGUUCGAAGACCUUCGGUCAGCCUCGGUACAAAACCAGAUCGACCUCCGGUCGGAUCUUGCUUCCAAGGUUUCUUCCGCCGUGGAUACACUGACGAAACUGGCCCAGCUUAUAUGUGGCCAGCCCGACCGAUUCAGCCCUCAUCCAGAGAUAAACAUCACUAUUAAAGAGCUUAACUCAUCCUGGAAAGAAACCAACAAAGCAGCAAAGAAUCUUCUUGACAAUAUUAACAACAAUUACAUCAAUAUUGCCGAUUUUAAUAAUGUCAGCUUGGGCCGCUGGUACAAUCAAGCAGUUAAUCUACAGGCAGCGCUACGGGCGACCCAGAAGUCUACAAAAAAAGACUAUAGGAUUGAGAAGUCUAUACAAUUGUCUUUGUUUCAGGCCCGCCGAGAUGCAGAAAGCCACGUCCAUAGCUUGCAGCAGACGCUGGAUGAAGCACAGAGCGAAUACGACGGCCUCGACCAGCUUGCGCUGAAUCCUACGAUGAGAAGGAUGACUUUACAACGCUUCGAGCACGCCAUGGCGAUUUGCACGUUUGACUUAUCAGACGCAAAAAAUGCCGUUCAAACGGCUAUUGAGCAAGGAAACGCUACAGAACAGCGACUACGCGAGCAAGAGUCCACGGUGCGAGAAAUAAAUGAUCUUGUAACCAUGCAAGCCGAUCUCGUAUCUCAAGGCUCAUCGCUACUUACCAACUGUAGUGACCUGAUGGGAAGUGUAGAGCAUGCCGAAGAUGAGAUUUCCUGCAUUAAAAUUCAUCACUUCCGCGCUUGGCAGCUUAUAAACAGGUUAUCCGACCGUUCCGAGUCUGCCGAGUUCGCUCUCUCCAAAGCAGCGUGUGCCAGCUGUAUACUGAUGGUCAUCGAUACGAUCCUUGACGACCAUACUCUCACGGCCCGUUUGACAGAAAUGGUUCAACACUUGGCAAAUUAUGAUGAUAGCGAGGGAUUUAUUCGAGGGAUCAUUACUGGUGAUUAUCCCAAUGGUUUGCUUGCCGGAGUGCAAAGGGAAUUAGAGCUGAUUCAAGAUCGCUGUUUGGUGUCAAAUACUGUCAGCCCCACCUGUGAGAGACAAGACACGAAGUCGCCGGCUUUUGUGCCUUUGAAACUUUUUCCUACUAUAUUACCAUCUCCCACUCGACCAAUGCUUGCUGAUGCUAGUAUAGAUCUGUUGGAGAAAGACAAAAAUAGGUCAUUUAACGUUAGGCGCUUUUCAGCUUCAUCUAUAAAAAGAAUUAUAAUUAGGCCUAGUUUUAAAUAG